UUUUGUCGCUUAAAUAACCACUCCGCAAGUCUUAUUUCGUACACCUUUAUAAAAGUUCGGAAACAAUGUAUAAUUAUAUUUAAACUAUUAUUCACCAAGUAGUUACAAAUUGUAAAAUAUACCCAUUGUAAUGUUGAUUUUAUCUAAAAUGCGGAAAUAACAUUUGCGGGAAUUCCGUGUAAAUAUGCCUAGCAAGCCCGCCAAAGGGACCCAGGUUCAAGGCAAGAAGCCUCCUUCUAAGCCGCCUACCAAAGGAGGCCCUUGUCCUUGGCUAUGUAACCAGGUGCCCGUGAACGUGCCAGGGCCAGGACCAGCUCAGGCGGUACUCCACCCCAACAAGGAUGUGUUCGUUCUUAAGGUAGCGAAAAUUGGAGCUACUGGAGAUCGGCGUUGCAAAAUGGAAUUAGAGUUGGUCACUCCCAAAGGGCCCGACAAUAAGCCUCCAGGUCGGGUUGACACCAGGGAGGCCCAGUGUGACCCAGACCCACCUCCAUGUUGCUGUAUGAGGAGUAAGAAGAAAAGAAAGUGAAAACACGUUAUUGUAUAAUUUUGUCUAUGUCCUUCAGGACCA
Messenger RNA from Amyelois transitella, 571 nucleotides. RefSeq lists its product as uncharacterized. NCBI's taxonomy places the organism in Eukaryota, Metazoa, Arthropoda, Insecta, Lepidoptera, Pyralidae. The transcript is spliced from 3 exons. The record is from RefSeq and is a predicted model, not a curated record. Bases 185 to 529 code for a protein of 114 amino acids.